This is a messenger RNA of Physcomitrium patens, 2228 nucleotides long. RefSeq names its product RGG repeats nuclear RNA binding protein A. Lineage: Eukaryota; Viridiplantae; Streptophyta; Bryopsida; Funariales; Funariaceae. Gene Ontology annotation, molecular function: RNA binding. Gene Ontology annotation, cellular component: cytoplasm; nucleus. The record is from RefSeq and is a predicted model, not a curated record.
CUGCCAAUUUCUAGGUCACCCCGGCUCGGAUAAGAAAACCCUAAUUUCAUGAUCAUUCCAGUCAGCCUUGGGCGCAACCCUAGACUUUUUGGUGCCUUCAAUCGUAAACCCUUACUCAGAGUGUGUGGCGGCCAUAUUGGUCUUCUCCAUAGAGAACUGUGUUUAGGCGUCGAGUAUUGAGCUUGUGGUUCAUGGGAGAGAGUUUACUUUGCACUACUCAGCUUGGAGUUGUACCAAUGUUGUAUCAAUGUUGAUGUGAGUUGAACGGAAGCCGACUCCUGAGGGAACAAACCGUGCUGGUCAGCAGUGAGGGCAGGUGAGGAAUCCGAGGCUGAGUAGCCAUGGCCACGAAAAAUUUCUUUGACUUGCUCGGCGAUGACGAGAAUGAGGACCCAUCUGAGGUGGUGGUGCGGGUGAAUUCUAUCCCCGCGGAGGCCAAGCCUAGCGCUGUUGACAAGAAAAAACCUGCCGCUCCUGCUAAGCUCCCAACCAAGCCCGCUCCUCCCUCUGAAGCUGCUAGAGGCGUCCAAAGAAAUCAGCAUGAAGGAGGUAGAGGUGGCCGGGGAUCAGGGCGCGGCGGUCGUGGUAACUUCAGUGAUCGUGAGGGUGGUGCUCCUCGUGAAGGAGGAUACAGAGAACGCAAUUACAACUCCGAUCGCAGCCUUGGUCAAACCCGUGAUGCUGAUGGUUUCGUAGGAGCUCGAGGCUCAUAUGGAGAUAGGUCUGUGCGCACUGAUAAUGGCGAAGGGCGCUCAUACGAGGGGGGCCGUGGUGGAGGGCGGGGCCCUCGCCGCGGUGGUCGUGGAUACGGUGAAGGAGAUGAACGUCCGCGCAGACGCGAGUUUGAUCGUCACAGUGGAACAGGCAGAGGAAACGAGUUCGAGAAGAGAUCAGGUGCUGGCCGCGGCAACUGGGGAACUGAAGUAGACCCUGCUCUUAUCCAGGAAACUGUAGAGCCCGCCAAAGAAGAUGACAAGCCAGUUGUGGAAGCAGAGGCAGAGAAGAAGCCUGAAGUGGCUGGUGACGCCACAACUGGAGAAGGCGCCGUUGAACCUGUGAAGGAGGAAGAGGAGGACAACGAAAUGACCUUGGAGGAGUAUGAAAAGGUUUUGGCGGAUAAGCGUAAAGCUUUGGAAGAGGCCAAAGCUUCCGAGAGAACGGUCGAAGCAGACAAGGAGUUUGAGAAGAUGCAGCUCGUUUCUAGCAAGAAGCUCGAGGAGGACAUCUUUAUCAAGCUAGGUCAGGAAAAGGAAAAGGUGAAACGGGAAAAUGCUGAGAAGGAGGAGAAACUUCGUAAGCCUGUGAGCAUCAACGAAUUUCUAAAGCCUGCUGAAGGCGAGAAGUCCUACUUUCCUUCAAACCGCGGUCGUGGCGGUCGUGGCGGUCGUGGAGACCGUCGUGAGGGUAGCGGACGCGGUGAUCGCGAAUCUACUCGUGGAAGCUUUGGCGGUGGAAGGUUCGGUGGCAGUCGUGGUCCAGCCGGUGGAAGCGCAUCUGCUCCCAAGAUUGAAGAUCAGUCACAGUUUCCUACUUUAGGGGGCAAGUGAGGGAUACACAUGCUUGGAGGUAGGGAGAAGUAGCAUGGGGUUUAUGUGCAGGAUCGCCACAGAGGUUUGCCGUAAUGACAUGCUGCUUAGGUUUGUUUGGGGAGUCUCGUGUCUGUAACAAAAUGUAGUUUUGCAGUGUCGGGGAAGCUGCUGUUAGAUUCUAAUCCUCUGUCUCUUUUUCUUUCACUUCUGCCUAUCUUCCAAUAGAUCUUGGUUUGUAGAGUUCCGAUUGUGGCCGUAUGCUGUUCCUACAUUGCUAUUCGUUGAUUUCUGGGUUCCAGCCGGUCAAGGAUUGGUAUGAUGUCCCAUGGGGGCUUUCAUCAGAUUUUGGGUACUCACAUAUCUUGUAGUGAGAUUACACAGUUUUAGCGUAGUGAGAGGAACGUCUUUGUCCACGGUGUUCCUGUGCGAUUAUCUGUCGGAAGUUCCAAAUUCUGGUAGUUUAAGGUAGAAUAUCUUUGAAGAGGCACGAGUUGCCAUCAGUUCGUCAGGCAGGUUAUGAUUACAAGGAUGGAGCGAAGUGGUCUUAAGUUUCUCCAUAAUUUCGACAGUGUGACUACCUUAGUAACCUGGAGGUGGACUACAAUAUGUGCUCCUUUUACUUGGAAUUUACUUCAAUGAAUUGUAAACGUGUUCAGUUCAAUCUGAGGCACCAAAUAUCGGCAGUCUCCAAUUUUCAGA